GUCAGAGAGGUGAGCCAAUCAACGUUCAGUGUGUCCUGAGCUCGAGAGAGAUGCAGGAGGGUCGGUAGCGUACGAAAACAAAAUAGUAAACAGAGAAUAAGGUGUGUGUGUGUUGGUGGAACUCUGAGAGUGUGUGCGCCCAGAGCGCGCCACCAUGCCUGUGACAUCACAGCUUUUCCGAGGCUUCCCUCGAGCGAGGCUCUGGGGUUCCUCCCUGUUCCCAUGCCAACGCCAGCCCCCCUGCUGCCCCUCCUCCCACCGCCCCCCCUCGUCGCAGCCUAACCCCACAUGGCCGUCAACCAUGCGUGGCUAUAGGAGGACCCCUGACCUCCACAGCUACAAUCUCACCCCCCCACAGGUCAACUCAAUCCUCAAGGCCAACGAGUACAGCUUCAAGGUUCCAGAGUUUGAUGGUAAGAACGUGUCGUCGGUAAUGGGGUUCGACAGUAACCAGCUGCCCGCCAACGCACCCAUCGAGGACCGGCGCAGCGCUGCCACCUGUCUGCAGACGCGGGGGAUGCUGCUGGGAGUGUUCGACGGCCAUGCAGGCUGCGCCUGUGCACAGGCGUUGAGUGAGAGGUUGUUCUACUACAUAGCCAUGUCGUUGAUGCCCCAUGAGACCCUGUGUGAGCUGGAGUCGGCAGUAGAGGCAGGCAGACCCCUGAGCCCCAUCCUGCAGUGGCACAAACAUCCCAACGACUACUUCACCAGGGAGGCACAGACUAUGUACUUCAACAGCCUCAGAACCUACUGGCAGGAACUCAUAGACCUCAGCAGUCCAGGGGAGAGCCUAGGGCCCAGAGAGGCAUUGCUGAGUGCCUUUAAGAGACUGGACAGUGACCUGUCUCUGGAGGCUCAGGUGGGAGACGCCAAUUCCUUCCUCCACUACUGGGUUCUGAGAGUGGCCUUCUCUGGAGCGACUGCCUGUGUAGCUCACAUUGAUGGAUCCGACCUGUAUGUAGCGAACACGGGCGACGGCCGGGCGGUGCUAGGGGUCCAGGAGAAGGAUGGCUCGUUCAGCGCUCACACGCUCUCCAACGACCACAACGCCCAGAAUGAGAAUGAGGUGGCCCGCAUCCAGGGGGAGCACCCCCCCGCUGAGAAGAAGACUGUCAUACGACAGGACCGGUUGUUAGGCCUGCUGAUGCCGUUCCGUGCGUUUGGAGAUGUGAAGUUCAAGUGGAGCAUUGACUUGCAGCGAGGUGUGUUGGAGUCAGGACCAGACCAGCUCCAUGACAAUGAACACACCAAGUUCAUCCCCCCCAACUACCACACCCCUCCCUACCUCACGGCCGAGCCUGAGAUCACACACCACCGCCUCCGACCUCAGGACCGCUUCCUGGUGCUGGGUACAGACGGGCUGUGGGAGACGCUCCACCGACAGGAGGUGGUCCGGAUCGUAGGGGAGUAUCUAACGGGGGUGCACCAGCGUCAGCCCCUCACCGUGGGCGGCUACCAUGUCACCCUGGGACAGAUGCAGGGGCUGCUGGCUGAGAGGAAGGCCCGCGCCUCCUUGGCAUUCCAGGACCAGAAUGCUGCCACCCACCUGAUUCGCCACGCGGUGGGCAACAAUGAGUUUGGAGCAGUGGACCAUGAGACGCUGUCCAAGAUGCUGUCUCUGCCUGAGGAACUGGCCCGCAUGUACCGCGACGACAUCACCAUCAUCAUCACACAGUUCAACCCCCACGUGGUUGGACACCAGCGCCAAGGGGGGGAGUCCUGAGCCAGCUCAGCCUAUCAGAAGGGAAUGCGGACAUGAACAGGAAGUUUACUUUUUAGGAGGAAAAACACUGAUGUGAGGACUGGGUCUUGCUACAGAUACACGGUUAAGACCUAAUCUUUAUUUUACCAAACGCACACAAAACAUACUGUUGAUGGACUAACCCUGCAGAGGGAGGACUGCCUACCUGUGGACUCCUUAUUUUAGGAUUGUUAUUGAAGAGGAAGUGUGUGUAUGUGCACAUGUGAGCACACAGUCCUGGUCAUGUGGAUUGUUGAAAUGCUUGCUGAAACUGAUCACAAGUUGGCUCUUUUCUGAGUUUUGUGGCCGUGUGUGUGUGUAUGAAGCCUUUAAAGGAUAUUUGAUCAACCUCUCUGCAGCAUUCUGCUUCUCUGCACUGAAAAUGUCACAGUCUCUGCCCAUAGGAAACUUUAAUUCGUGCCAAAAGAGUUUGCUGCGUUAUAACUAUGUUGUCUGAGCAUUGCGCUAAUGAUGCAGUGGCAGCCUUUGUUUGUUCAAUCUGGCCUGUCUACUCCUCUACAAACAUCCCUCCCUCUCCCAUAUCACAGAUUCUGUGCUGUGCAGUUGCAGCAUCUGUCCUGCUCUAGAGCUGCAACUGGCCUCCAUCCUGGCUCUACCACAUGGCUCUGCUGUUACAUAGUAGGGCUCUCUGUCUGUCUGUGUUCUGUCAUUGGAUGGAUCAGUGUCCUUUUAUACUUGUUACAGACGGACAGCCAAGAGCUCCCAGGCACACUUCUUGUUAUCUUAUAUUUUGAAUAAUGAUUUCAAACAUUGACUGUUUUGUCAACCUUCGAGAGGAAUAGCUGCCUGUGUCUAUAUAAAGCAGAUUUUAGCAGAUUUUAUUGCUCUGCUUUAUUGAGAAGGAGACAGACGGCGUCACUAAGAUAGGAACCAUUUUCCUAGAACAGUCACCAACCCAGGUCCUGGACAGCUAUGUAGUGUGCAGGCUUUAGUUCCAACACUAACACAUCUAUCACAACUACUCAUCCAAAGGAAUCAGGUGUGUUAUGCGCUGAGUGUGUCUGAGAGAUUCUACAGCAGACUGAGGGAGGGGUGGUAUUCUGUAGAGAGGAGAGAGGGGUGUGUGUUCAGAUGUUUAUUUUAGGGUUGCGAGGUAUACAUGUUUCAAAGGAAUAUAGUGGUUAAACCACUCUUUCUCGCUCUCUUUUGUGUUUUUUGACUGUUAUACGCUCAUACAGGGGAUAUGGUAUACUAAUGUGAUCAUGGUUUGGUGUAUACAUUUACAUUUUAGUAAUUUAGCAGACGCUCUUAUCCAGAGCGACUUACAGGAGCAAUUAGGGUUAAGUGC
Coregonus clupeaformis (lake whitefish) is the source of this 3050-nucleotide messenger RNA. Its product is annotated as pyruvate dehydrogenase [acetyl-transferring]-phosphatase 1, mitochondrial. Gene Ontology annotation, molecular function: cation binding; protein serine/threonine phosphatase activity. The transcript is spliced from 9 exons. The record is from RefSeq and is a predicted model, not a curated record. The coding region runs from base 155 to 1723 and encodes 522 amino acids. Lineage: Eukaryota; Metazoa; Chordata; Actinopteri; Salmoniformes; Salmonidae. Gene Ontology annotation, biological process: protein dephosphorylation.